AUGUUUGGUCAUGUUGUUAAAUGUACAAACUCUCAUCAAGUAUGGAGUACUCCUCAAUCUCUCUUCACUACGACCUCCAAAGUACACAGUCUUCAACUUCAAUCUCUCAAAAAGGGAAAUAUAUCCAUUCAUGACUACAUGUUGAAGAUGCAAACUCUUGCUGAAAAUCUUGCAUCUGCUGGUCAACCUUUAUCUGAUGAAGACUUAAUCUUAUAUAUUUUUGGAGGCCUUGGACAUGAAUAUGAUUCUGUUGUUGUUAACCUCACCUCUCGCCAUGACCAACUUACAAUUCAAGAGGUUCAGUUUAUGCUCCAAAGUCAUGAAAUGCGACUUGAGCAUCUCAACACCCCUACUCUUUCAGACCUAUCAAAUCCUAGUGCUCAUCUUGCCACUCAACUACAACGUGGUCUUCAUCUACAAAACUCCACCAACCAGCUGUCACCCUCAAGUAGACGUGGCUCUUACCAUGGCCAUGGUCGAGGACAUGGAGUUCGUGGUAAUCGACCCUGGUGUCAACUCUGUGGUCGAGUAGGUCAUUUCGUCACCAAAUGCUCUCACCGGUUUGAUGUCAACUUCCAAGGUCCCUCAAACACUUCAAACAUCAGUCAUCCCAACAAUCUUCCAUCCUUUGGUCAAUAA
Molecule: messenger RNA, 639 nt
Organism: Lactuca sativa (garden lettuce)
Lineage: Eukaryota; Viridiplantae; Streptophyta; Magnoliopsida; Asterales; Asteraceae
Source: RefSeq, a predicted model, not a curated record